CUGGUUUUUUGCUUCUGUGGCAGGCAUCUAUUAAAGGAGGCAAUGGAAUGGCCGCUCAGUUUGGUGGAGCGCGUCGUGUGGACUGGUACUGGUCAAAUCGCCGUCGCUGCCGUCGCUUGUUUGUACAAAACGGACAUGAGUUUCAAAAAGCAACGUGGUCGGAGGAAGAAACCAAGACGCUCAUACGGCUCUGGGAAGAGCACCUUAGCGACCUACGCGCAAAGCGCAACAUAAAAGUUUACGAUGCCAUCCGGCAAAAGCUGGAAGAGUCGGGCUUUAAGAAGACAACAAAGGAGGUCAAAAAGAAAAUGGAAAACCUUGGGAACAAAUACAGGCUCAUAAAGCGGAAGGAGACAGGAACGGGGCCAGGGGCCAUAGCCUGGCCUUACUACUGGGACCUGCACCGGUUCCUCGCUUCACUUCCAUUGCACGACGAAAGCCUUGUGCAGGAGAGCUCCUGCACUGAACGUGUUUCCCCUGCACAGGAGGUUCUAAACGGCAAUGUGCGAUGCGAAGUUGAUGAGCCUGGCAGUGCCGUUGACGAAUGCUCACCACCGCUCAGCAUGGCAACACCUUCGCCGAGCAGUUCAUCAGGAGCGCACAGCUCGCUGCCAUCUGUUCCCUCUCUGGCAUUGCCCAUCCCCAGCUGCGAAGAUGACUCGCAUCACCAGAAGGAGACGGUAGCUACUAAGCGAAAGCGGCUGCCAGCCACGAAUACACUAUUGACGCAGCUUCUGGAGGAGCAGCGUCAGCUUCGCCUUUCAAUGGAGUCAAGGCGAGACCGGGAACUCAAACUGAAAGAAGAGCAACUGAAGCUCUUGCAGAAGUUUUCUAAAACCGACGAUAAGCUUCUCGCCAUUUUAAGCGACAUGGCAAAGAAAUAA
Messenger RNA from Dermacentor andersoni, 884 nucleotides. RefSeq lists its product as uncharacterized. Lineage: Eukaryota; Metazoa; Arthropoda; Arachnida; Ixodida; Ixodidae. The record is from RefSeq and is a predicted model, not a curated record. Gene Ontology annotation, cellular component: nuclear body. Gene Ontology annotation, biological process: positive regulation of DNA-templated transcription.